Messenger RNA from Panonychus citri (citrus red mite), 901 nucleotides. RefSeq lists its product as uncharacterized. The record is from RefSeq and is a predicted model, not a curated record. The transcript has 2 exons. NCBI's taxonomy places the organism in Eukaryota, Metazoa, Arthropoda, Arachnida, Trombidiformes, Tetranychidae. Bases 176 to 703 code for a protein of 175 amino acids.
AUUCUGUAUUGUUUGGUGUAUUUUCACUUUUGGGCCACAGAUAGUGAAUUAAAAACACACUUACAAUUGAAAUCGACAAGUUAAUUAACUUAGUUAAUUGAACAGCAACAGAUUGAAUCUUUUGUUCCUAGUUGAUUGUUGGCUUGGUUGGACGUAACAAUUAACGGAAUUAAUCAUGUUUUCAGUACCGAUGAUCUUGAUUUUGGCGAGUCUUUUAGUAACAAGUGAAGCAAUUAUAAUCUCUGGAUUGUUAUUGAAGGCAUUUUGUGAGUUCUCUCAGCACUUAGCUCGAUUAGGAAAAGAUCCACUUUCGAUCACGAAAAAUUUAUUCCCCACCAGUGAACCGAUUGAAAGUUUACUGAUCCAAGCGAUGGCCAAAAGUUACGAUUGUGCGGCCAAAGGUUCAGUUUAUAACAUUGUGGACACGACGAACACUUUACUGGUCGUUGUCGAUGUACCUGAUUGGGCUUCUUCGAACCCAUGUAAAGGUCCAAACUCGAAUCCAAGUCCAAGUCCAGGUCCAGGUCCAGCAGCGGACGCUCUUCGGUUCACCGAUAAAAAUAUUUGCAAUCUAAUUGAAUUCCCUAAUUUCCUUGAUCCAUUUGAUGACAAUCAAGUGAAAAAUUUUCUCAAAAGUUUCCAAAAUCAAGUAACCUCAUUGGCAGAAAGUAUGAAAAACAAUCAAACCAAUCAACUAAAUUAAAUUGUAAUAGUUAAUCAAUCGUUUGAUGAGACAGUUAAACCUUUCUCCGAAUCUAAUUGUUAAAUCAAUCAUUAAAUUAACUAAUAAUGAUAAUAAUGAACGCAAAUCUAUUUGUAACAUUUGUAGUUUAGGAUCAAUUUUAAACUAGAAUUUAGCAAAUUAUCAAUCACUAAUUAAAUGAUUUACAUUAAUAUAUAA